This is a messenger RNA of Symbiodinium necroappetens, 571 nucleotides long. The record is from the annotation of a GenBank genome assembly. Lineage: Eukaryota; Dinophyceae; Suessiales; Symbiodiniaceae.
GAGGGCCCCCAGUACCCGACUCAAAUACUUGGCAAGAGGAGGAGACAAGGUGGUGUACGAAGCAGAUGACAUGAUCCUCAAGAUCAGUAAUGUGUCCCAGUCACCAGAAGUCAGGUUUGCAGGUCUCCUUCCCAAGCUCACAGCCUCCACUCACUGGCAAGAAAAGGUGAUAGUCAAAUUGCACCAAGAAGAUGGGGAUGUGCUUCACACCCAUAACCUGUUUAUGACAUGUCAGGAUAAGGUUCAACUUGCAGCAGAGCUCCUCGCUGCGAGAGGUGAAACCUUCUCCUUCAAGUUCCUGGCAUAUGUCGGGUGCCUUUUGACUUUCGUAUCUUCCUUGGGCAUUACUGCCAGGGAUACGGAGGCAUCAAACCUUGGCAUUCGCCUGCAAACUGCGGCUGACAGCCAUCCAGAGGCAGUGUUCUUUGACACGCUCAGUUGGGUCCAGUCGAAGAAGGUGAACUGCCGAUGGGUUGGCUGGUUGACUGCGUAUGAAGCAAGGCUCACAGCACAAGAAGUCCUGAAAGACGGUGCCUUGUCAGAGGCAUCACUUCCAAGCCUCCAGCUCUAG